AUGGCUCACUUGACGGGAUUAGGAUUGCUCUUUCUCAUCGUUUUUGUUUUCGAAGGUAAUGCCAACUUCAUGCAGAACUCGGAAUUGUCGGAAGAUUGUGAUUUCUAUGAUACGGUAGAGGCACAUGGGAAUAUGCGAUGCGGAAUGCUCGGUUAUCCUAUAGAUUUUGGAAAACGUCUUUGCAGAGAACUAACAUUGAAAAAACGGGUCGCACUAACGCAAAAUGGCGGGAAAUGGGCUGAAUCUGUGGUCCGAUGUAUGAGACAGAACUUGAACUCGAUUCUGGAUAACUCUAAUUGUGGAGAUCUUACCCCGGAAAAACUGGACCACGCAUCAUGUUAUUACGCUGGCGACGAUCUAUGUAGUGUUAGGCAAUGCCCAUUGAAUCGGUUUACAAUAGCUACCCUACCAUGGACACGGAGUUCUGUUUGGAACGAAAGUUACGCCGCUUUGACUGAAGCAAAUGCGAGAUGCCCAACUAAACUGUACGAUACUGCAAACGUUGGUGGAAUGGUUGUAAGAUUUGUGCCCCAAAAAUAUAUUACAGGUAACACUGACUGUUUAUUGUAGCACGAAAAGAAACGACUUUACAAACGAUGCGUCUAAUUUACGAUCUGACACAAUUCACGUAACUACAUUACGAAUACAAACUGGAAUGUUAUGGAUAAUUUUAGUUUUGGUGCAAAAUCGAGAGCAGCGAUCUUUGACGUGAUAGCCACUUAAAUGAAAUAUGUAUCAAUGAUGAAAGACAAUUAAUACAGACAAUCCCAAAUUGAAUUGUAAUACAUUACAUGAUUAUUAUAUAGAAAAUAUAAAAAGUCUUAUCAUAUUAG
Messenger RNA from Owenia fusiformis, 833 nucleotides. The record is from the annotation of a GenBank genome assembly. Lineage: Eukaryota; Metazoa; Annelida; Polychaeta; Sabellida; Oweniidae.